UUAAUGUUAAGUAUAAGAACUGUGAAAUAGUGUUGAAGGAAGGUGACAUCACGACUCUGGACACAGAUGCUAUUGUUAAUGCUGCAAAUGGCAGACUGGAACACAGGGGUGGGGUUGCAGCAGCCAUUGUGCAGAAAGGUGGGUUUGAAAUUCAAGCUGAAUCCAGUAAAAUUAUGAAAGAAAGAAGGAGUGAACUGAAAACUGGAGAAGUAGUGUCAACUAAUGCUGGUAGACUCAAAUGCAAGACUAUCGUUCAUGCUGUUGGACCCAUUUGGAAUAAUGGAAGGGAUCAGGAAAUUUUUACCUUUCAGUAGCUGUUCAAAAUUGUUUGGCAUUUCUUGAAAAAAAGCCUUAUACAUCAAUUGCAAUUCCUGCCAUCAGUACAGGUAUUUUUGGUAUACCCAUAGAAGAAGGAACCAAAUGUAUAGUUAUAGCUAUAAAGAAUUAUCUUGAUGCUUACUCAAAUUCUAAAAUAAAGCAUAUUUGUCUGAUUGACGUACGGAAGGAAGUAAUCAGAGCUUUUAAGCUUCAUCUAGAAACGGUGUUUGGAAUCAGUAAAAGCAGAGAAGCCACAUCAUUAAACCCAUCCCUUCCUGGUCCACAACAGAAAGCAACCCCUAUGACGUCCAGAGAAAAUGCUGGCAUCAAAAUAAACCUAACGAUUGAUUCAAUUUCUAAUGCAUCUGUUGAUGUCAUCGUUAACAGCACCAAUAAACAGCUCCAGCUUAAUGAUGGUUCUAUCUCCAAAUUUAUUCUCAAUGCUGCUGGUCCCGAGAUGCAAGAUGAAUGUAACCAGAAAUAUCCUCAAGGUAUUUCUACGUUUAAAAUAGCCAUCACUAAAGGAUAUAACCUCAAAUGUAAGAAUGUAUUUCAUCUGGCAUUACCUUCCUGGGAUGAAAAUUAUUCUCAUUUAAUUCUGGCAAACUUGACUCAAAUAAUAACCAUUUGUCUAUACACUGCGGGGAGAAUGGGAGCAAAAAGCCUUGCAUUUCCCAUAUUAGGAGCUGGAAAAUUGAGGUACCCCAUUGAACAACUACCUGGAAUUAUGUAUGAAGCAGUGAAAAACUACUCAAAUCAAAAUUCAAGCCAGAUCAAAGUUGUAAACUUUGUUGUUUAUCCUCAAGACACAGAAAUAGUAAAGAAAUUUCAUGAAUAUCUCCUAAACAGACAGAAAAAUGAAGGACUUCUUCCAAGAGACACCGUAUCGUCGACACCCAAAACUAAUGUGACAUCCAGAGAAAAUGCUGGCAUCAAAAUAAACCUAACGAUUGAUUCAAUUUCGAAUGCAUUUGUUGAUGUCAUCGUUAACAGCACCAAUAAACAGCUCCAGCUUAAUGAUGGUUCUAUCUCCAAAUUUAUUCUCAAUGCUGCUGGUCCUGAGAUACAAGAUGAAUGUAACCAGAAAUAUCCUCAAGGUAUUUCUACAUCUGAAAUAGCCAUCACUAAAGGAUACAACCUCAAAUGUGACAAUGUAUUUCAUCUGGCAUUACCUGACUGGGAUGAAAAUUCUUCUCAUUCAAUUCUGGCAAACUUGACUGAAAUAAUAACCAUUUGUCUGAAAAAAGCUGAGGAAUUGGGAGCAAAAAGCCUUGCAUUUCCUAUAUUAGGUGCUGGGAUAUUGAAGUACCCCAUUGAAAACCUACCCAGAACUAUGUAUGAAGCAGUGAAAAACUACUCAAAUCAAAAUUCAAGCCAGGAUCAAAGAUGUUUACUUUGUGGUUUAUCCUCAAGACACAGAAAUAGUAAAGAAAUUUAAAGAAUAUUUCCAAGAAAUUUCAACAGAUGGUUCAACUGCAUCAUCAGAAUCGGUCCAUGUUACAUGGUCACCAAUGGGAGACAAGGAAUUAUUUAAAAUUGUUCCAGUCACAAAUGGACCAGAAUAUGACGACAU
This is a messenger RNA of Octopus sinensis (East Asian common octopus), 1891 nucleotides long. Its product is annotated as protein mono-ADP-ribosyltransferase PARP14-like. Gene Ontology annotation, cellular component: nucleus; cytoplasm. The transcript has 12 exons. Gene Ontology annotation, biological process: negative regulation of gene expression. The record is from RefSeq and is a predicted model, not a curated record. Lineage: Eukaryota; Metazoa; Mollusca; Cephalopoda; Octopoda; Octopodidae. The coding region runs from base 620 to 1756 and encodes 378 amino acids. Gene Ontology annotation, molecular function: transcription corepressor activity.